AUGUCAGGCCCGCCAGCGGAGUCGCGCCCCAAGGUCCCCCUGAAGCGCGGAAAGCUGUCCCCCAUGCGCGCAGUGCCCCCCCACAUCCCUCGCCCGCCCUACGCUGACAGUGGCAUCUCCCCACCCUUUACCAUGGAGCCCCAGGUGCAUGGGGAGGAGGGGCAGAGGCGCAUGAGGGAGGCGGGGCAGCUGGCAGCACGAGUCAGAGACCACGCCGGCACACUUGUGAAGCCCGGAGUCACAACAGACGAAAUAGACCGUGCAGUGCAUGAGAUGAUCAUAGAGGCGGGAGCAUACCCCUCGCCGCUCAACUACGCAGGCUUCCCCAAGUCUGUGUGCACAUCUGUCAACGAGUGCAUCUGCCACGGCAUCCCCGACUCGCGGCCGCUAGAGGAUGGGGACAUAAUCAACAUCGACGUCACAGUGUACCUUAACGGUUACCACGGAGACACGUCCAAGACAUUUUAUUGCGGCAACGUCUCUACAGCUGCCAAGAAACUAGUAGAGGUGACAGAGGAAGCGUUGAAUGCAGCCAUUGCAGUCUGUGGGCCCGACGCCGAGUUCAAGAAGAUCGGCCACGCCAUUCACGCCAUGGCAGACAAGCACAGCUACGGGGUGGUAAGGAAGUUCAUCGGCCAUGGUGUUGGCUCCGUCUUCCAUGCCGGCCCUGCUGUGCUGCACUAUCGCAACAACGAGCCAGGGCGCAUGCAAGUGGGGCAGACAUUCACCAUCGAGCCCAUGUUCACGAUGGGGGGGGUGCGGGAUGUGAUGUGGGACGAUGGGUGGACGGCCGUCACUGCGGAUGGCACCUUGACAGCCCAGUUUGAACACACUCUGCUUAUAACGGAGACAGGAGUGGAGGUGCUCACAAGGUGA
Molecule: messenger RNA, 876 nt
Organism: Closterium sp. NIES-65
Lineage: Eukaryota; Viridiplantae; Streptophyta; Zygnematophyceae; Desmidiales; Closteriaceae
Source: the annotation of a GenBank genome assembly